This is a messenger RNA of Acanthosepion pharaonis, 573 nucleotides long. The record is from the annotation of a GenBank genome assembly. NCBI's taxonomy places the organism in Eukaryota, Metazoa, Mollusca, Cephalopoda, Sepiida, Sepiidae.
AUGAAAGAUAUCCCUUCGGAAUUAAAAGAUAGCCUUGCGAAUUUAGAUCAGUCUUUAUCGCAACUGGGGGAGAAUUUCAGUCCUCUUUUAUCUACUGUACAAUCUGAACUACAAUCCAAGCUAAAUCCCCUGGAACAAGCAAAAGUCGACUUAGUUGCUGUUUAUGCCAUCAACUCUUUAUUCUGGGCUUAUUUAAACACUUGUGGAUUGAAUCCAAAAGGGAAAGGAGUAAAGACAGAAUUGGAUCGAAUCCGUACGUACAUGAACCGAGUGAAGGAGAUUGAAGACAAAAAGAAAGCCCCUAGAAUUAAUGCUGAUGCAGCUUUGCGUUUUGUACGUAACUCACUUUGGGAUGCAGCUCACAAAAAAAGUACAGCAUUGCAACCACAAUCUCCAGCAGGUUCUGCUGAUGGUAAAUCCAAAACAGAAGCACAGAAAGAAGAAGCAGCAGAACAAGAAGAUGAGAAUAUUCCCUCUGCCAGUAAAAUGCAGAAAAUGUCCAAUAUGAAGAAGGGCAAAAAGAAACAAAAGAAACACUUCAAACCAAAAGGCAAAAUGUCAAAGAAAAGCUGA